UUCCACGUGAAGCCUGGGAAUGCCUAUGCUGAUGCUGUGUAACAGCAGGGCAAUAGUGUAAAGGAGUAGCGUCACAGGCAGAGUUACUACGUUGUCAGUUGUGAUCUGUAACCAAACAGGGCAGUAGAACACUGCGGCGGGGCCCAUCAUGAACUGCAGUACGAGAAGCAUCCUGAAAUUAAGCUACAACCUGGGCAGGGCCAGUCACAUACUUCCCAGGAAUGAGCUGCGGAGACAGUCAACUGCGCCAUCUGCUGCAGAGGAUGAGAAAAAGCUGCAGUUUCUGGGUGUGAUGCGGGAAGUGCCUGCUCCGGUGGUGGUGGUGACGGCGGCCGCCCCGGGCCCGGCCGGGCCGCGGCGCGGCUUCACCUGCACCAGCUUCACCAGCGUGUCGGCGCACCCGCCGCUGGUCAGCGUCUGCCUGCGCCAGCCCAGCCGCUUCCUGCGCCUGGUGCUGGCCACUGGCCGGUUCAACGUGCACGUGCUGGCCGAGGCGCAGGUCAGCCAGAGCAUGCACUUCGCACGGCCGCCGGAGGCCGACGAGGACCAGUUCGACGGCAUCUCGCACACCGUCGACGAGCACGGCGUGCCGCUGCUUCCGGACGUGGCCGCAGGUAUUCGGUGUUCCGUCUUCAAGUCGGAUGUGGUCGGCGACCAUGCUGUCAUCUAUGGCCAAGUCUUGGAAUCAACAGUUGCUAAGGACUGCCACCCCAUGGUGUUCUACAAGCGGUCGUACCACAGCCUGGCGGACGCGGCGUUCAUGUCGGCGUUCGAGCACCAGACGCUGCCGUUCGAGGACUGGACGCACGAGGCGCACGUGCGCAUGGCCUGGAAUUACCUGAGCAGUCACCCGCUGGAGGAGGCGGAGCGCCUGAUCAAACAGGGCAUCCAGCGGUACAACGCGGUGAACAAGACGCGCGUAUCACGCGGCUACCACGAGACGGUGACGUGCUGCUUCGUGCGGCUGGUGGCGGCGGCGCUGCGGGCGGCGCCACCGGCUGCCACGUUCGAGCAGUUCCGGCGUCAGCACGCGCACCUGCUGCACCCGGCCGUGCUCGGCCGCCACUACUCGGCCGCGCUGCUGGACACGGACGAGGCUAAGCACAGGUUCGUGGCGCCGGACCUGGCGCCGCUGCCGGAGGUCAGCUGACGCCGCCAGCGGCGCCGCCCGGCCGUCCGGGCCACCCGCCCGCACCUCGGGCGCUAGCUGGUCCGUAGAUGUGAUAGAGGGGUGGCUGUGGCGUCCGCAGAAACCAGCGCCCUGUGCUGCUCGUCUGUCGGUGACGUCACCGACAUGCUGACGCAUGUCGGUGACGGAGAUAACAUUGUCUUUUGCAAAGUGCGUCCAUGUGUCUGGAAAUGGUGAGCAGUUUUGACCUGGCAUCUUCAAAAGGUGCAAGCGCUUGCCCGUCGCCGAGUGCACAGAGCGUAACCGGGCGUCCCACACCGCCACCUUAUGACGGCUGCUGGCGGCUCCGUGCGGGGGCAGGCCCGCGCAGGAGCCUGCCGUGGCGCAGUCGGCUGGUUCGCCCGGCCGCGCGCCAUGUCCCGCUCCUCCCGCCCUCUUCAGUCCGAGGCGCAGUCUGGCUGGUCGGCGCUCCGACGCAGCGCCUUGUGCUGUGUGGACGCUGUUUCAGCUGCGCCAAGCUCGCUGCUGUGCGCCGCUGUGCGCCGCUCCGGCGUCGGCGGCGAGCGAGGGAGUGCUUGGUGCGGUGUGCCGCGCGCGCUGUUACGACGUGGGCAGGCGGGCUGCGGCUGUUGUUACACGUAUCCCGGACCUCAGCGGGCGUUGAUCAGCUGACGCAUGACGUUUGUUCCAUGCUCUGUUGCCCCCGCUGUCGCGUAGCGCCUAGAGAUUGGUGCUCGGCAGAGCUGUUAAGUUUCUGUUGCUGUGUAACCCUCGCCGACGUCAUCUUCUGCCCCGACACGCGGUGUGGUGUGAGUUGGCGUUUGGCCAAGAGCCUCAGGUGUUACAAUGUCCCUUUCAAUUUGCUCACCAGCGCCCGGCUCCAGCAAAGACUUCGGGAGUCUCGUCGACGAGCUGUCCGCUCGAAGUUUGUGAAAGACAGA
Messenger RNA from Pollicipes pollicipes, 2070 nucleotides. RefSeq lists its product as uncharacterized. Lineage: Eukaryota; Metazoa; Arthropoda; Thecostraca; Pollicipedomorpha; Pollicipedidae. The record is from RefSeq and is a predicted model, not a curated record. The transcript has 9 exons. The coding region runs from base 149 to 1150 and encodes 333 amino acids. Gene Ontology annotation, molecular function: FMN binding; riboflavin reductase (NADPH) activity.